Molecule: messenger RNA, 640 nt
Organism: Egretta garzetta (little egret)
Lineage: Eukaryota; Metazoa; Chordata; Aves; Pelecaniformes; Ardeidae
Gene: NDUFB10
Product: NADH:ubiquinone oxidoreductase subunit B10
Exons: 4
Coding region: 1-510 (169 amino acids)
Source: RefSeq, a predicted model, not a curated record
AUGCGACCGAGCCAUGGCACGGACAGAGACACAUGGGGCAGGGAACACCGAGCUGGACACACACGGGAACGGGGUCCCCUCGCGAGUCGUGGGCUGGGGGGGGUACCUGACCACAGGGCUGUCGCUGCAGAGUGGAUCGAGCGCCAGCAAAACAAGAACAAGUUCUACUAUUACCACCAGAAGUUCCCCCGCGUGCCCGACCUGAGCGAGUGUCUGGAGGGCGACUACCUCUGCUUCUUCGAGGCUGAAGCACAGUGGAGGAGGGACAGGAUGGUCGAUCAGGAAAUCGUGGAGAUAGUCCGGGAGAGGCUUGGCGCAUGCAAGCACAGGGAAGGACCCAACCAGUUCCAGAACUGCGCCAAGGAGAUGGAGCUGCUGGCGCAGGUCACCAAGGCCUACCAGGACAGAUAUGGUGAUCUUGGUGUCCAUGGAAAUGCAAGGACGUGCCUGAUGAAGCAGAAGCACAGGAUGAUGGAGGAGAGGAAGGCACAGGCAAAUGCAUCUCAGUAGAUGUAAAUGGUUAGCACCUCCCUCCGUGGCACUCGUAUCGAAUACCGCAUGUUGCGUCUUUGAACUGUGAUGCUGUUGGCCUCUACAAUAAACGCACAGCCCAGACAUCUGCCAUACAACUAGAGUCUAG